UCUACUUACAAAGCCCUUUCAUUUGGUACCCCACAUGGUGUCAUGGAAUUAUUAAAAGAAAAAGUAAAAACUGUGUUCCAAAAUUCCUGAACUAACAUAUAUUAUAACUCUUUGUCUAGUUUUUGAAGUUAAAUCCAUAUGGUGGUCAUUUAGAUUUUAGGACUGUUUGCAAUAUCAAAAUUGCUUGUCAGUCAUUAAUUUUAUAGUAGCUUUAGUUAACAACAAUUUUAUAAUAGACUUCGUCCAUAAUUUUAUACCAAAGUCCACUUCUGGUGCUACUGUUUCUAAUAACUUUUACAUAUUUAAUCGCUUAUUUAUGUUCAUAAUAUAUGAAUCAUUAACAAAGAGGACUUUUAACUACGAUGCCUAUGAAUAAAAUCUGUUCGUUUCAUGAUAGAAAAUGACAAAGCAUCUGCUUUGUAUCUUAAUAUUCUCUAAACCCUUACUUACUGAAUGUUGACGGUUUGACGCCCGGCAACGGAAUGACCUGUCUAGAAUGGUCGGCCAUCUUUAUACCUUGACCACUCCCCCUACUGUGCAAGUGUGAGUGAGAUGGAAAAAAUCAUAAUAAUGGCGAUGAUGCACUAUUCGACUGUUCUUUAAAUGCAUGCCCCUAUUGUUGUACAGUCAGCAUCAAAAGUAGCGGAUGAAACAACGCGCCAAAAGUAUCUGAUAUUCCGGAUAACUUUUCGAAAUAUAGAUAAAUUUCUAAAAUUCGCGCUCAAAAGUAUAUCUUUUACAGUCUUAGUUGUUCUAUAUUAAAGACAUCACUUUUUGUUAAGCUGUUACAGAAUGGUAGAUACUUAUGAAACGUUAUUUGAUCCGCUACUUUUGAUGCUGACUGUACCUAAUUGUAAUUAUUUACUAUUCCAGAACAGUCAAACGCAAUCCUAUCUCGCAAACAUGUAAAAUAUCAAAAUAAUAAAGUGUGGCCACUCUUUGCUACAUAGUACUAAUUGAUCGGCACGUUAUCUUUUCACUGAUUAUCGAAGUAAUAUUUUUGUAUUAAUUAGUAUCAAAAAGAGUCAAGUAAAAAAUACUGCACAUUCACUUACACGUAAGGAAUCAAAAUGUAUUACCAAAGAUACUUGAGGAAAAUGAGCCGUGUGCUUUUCAAGUUAGUUUCACUGUCCAAAGCAUGUAUUUUGUUGUCAGAAAGAGAUUAAUAAAAGCGAUGAUCAAAAUUGAGAAUACAGGAACUUUCAGUGUGUCCUGAGCAUGUCUUGGUAUGGUGUUUAAAGAAAACCUUAUUUACAGUUGCAUUGGUCUUCACUUUUGGUGCCACGCUCAUGCCCAAUGUCACUGAUGACUCAGUUAUUGAGCACUGGAAAUAUGACCGUGAAAGCCGUCGAAAAAUUCUUCAUGAAAAACUUUCCAAAGCCUUGGCUGAAGAGGAUGCUAAGCGUGAAAAACCAUGUACACCGGCCAACUGGUCUCUGGAAAAUUUUAUAGAAAGAUAUUUGUCCGAAACACACCAUCAGUCUCUGUACAGGCCACCCGAUAACAGGACUAUCGAGAACCUAAUAGAAAAUAAUGAUCAGGCGCUCUUCCGUUCCUACGUCUUUGAAGAUUAUUUCAAAAAAUAUGACAUAAAUGAAGAUAAGAAACUUGAAAAAAACGUCAUUAAAACUCCAGAAGAUUGGACGUUUACAGACUUCAUAGAAAAGUAUGAAGCAACGACGGUAUGGGAACAGAUCAAUCAAGAAGCGCUGAUCGUUGGACGCAACGAUACACAUGAUAAAAAAUUCUUCUCAUUAUCGAAAGGUUUGGACUCGACGGACGAGCUGCUAGGUCUCGAAGUUCCGCUUAGCGGUCGCCGGUGGUGGAAUAAUCAGUGGCCACAACCGCAGGUUCCGUACGACAACGCACUGAAGCAAGGCGACCUUCAAACAGUCAUUUACAUGAUGAGACAAGCCAUUUACUUCGCUAGGAAUAGAAUGAAGGCCAUGCAACAACUAAGAGAGGAAUAUAGGACGACAGCGUUGUACAAGAUGGGAUACCUUUUUGCGAAAACUGAUUACGCGUGUAAAAUUUUCUCUUCUCUUGCAUUCAAAGCAUUCAGAGAUUGCUCGAUGACGAAAAUGAAAAUAUUCGGUUUUGAUCGUGUAUUCAAAAACUAUAUGGAUCAAGCGUACAAUAUUGAGCGGUUGAUAGUAAAGUGGUUUGAUGUGGAUAUAGUUAAAGACUUACUGACAUCUAACGAUCUGAUAGCUCGGAGAAUUCUGCUAAAAGACAAGAAUCUAACUUCUCCUGAGAUGGUUGUUCAGGCUUUUGACGAAAUGUUUAUCGACUGAGCUGGUCUAUCCUCUAGCCCCCUAGACAUCAAAACUUGUCAAGACAAAUGCAAUUAUAGUCGUCAAAAUUUUUAAAUAGAACUGACCGAGAACCUUUUAAAAAAAAGUAAACAAAAAUAUUAAUAAAAUUAAUUGAUUUUUAUAGGUCUCUGGGUGGUUAGAAGCUAUGGUUAUUAGGAUUUUGCAAAUUAUGUAACUUUUGUUAAAUUUCUCACCAUAACUGAAUUAUAAAAUUGUAUUAUUUCUACAGACCAGUAGGGCUAAGAUAGUCGGCUCUUUAUCAUGUGACCGCAUAAUCUUCACACACCUUUAAAAAUUAAAAAUUAAAAUUAAAAAUUCUUUAUUUCAGAUCACAAAGCGAUCCAUAUUUUGUUAGUACCAUUUAUAUAGUCCAAGUAUAUAGGCCAAGUCUCAAUAUAUUUAUAUAAAACAUUAAAGAAUUUUAAUAUUGAUAUGCGUCACUAUAAGAUGCUGUUAAUUAUUACGUAACAACUUAAUGCUUCGAGUACGGAGAUUCCAGACACAAUUGAUUUUCAAUUGUUAUGGACCACGAUCGUGGUCUUAGAGACUGGACGUAUUAAGACAGAAAGUCGCUUAAGUAGAGACUGAAUAAAUUAAUAACCGACUUGGUAACAUGGAUCUCACAACUUUUUACCGCAGAACAACUGAGUUGCGAGACUUGGUUUUUUUGACAAGUAUUGUUUUUGAUGGGAUCUCAUUUCUUUUUGUAUUUUGUAGACAGUUCUACUUUUUUCCUUAUAAAUACUUAGGUACUUAAAGUAUCAAUAUUUAAUUUAAAUUAUUUAUCCGAACAACGUCCAAAUUGUAAGCAAAUAAUAUCAGUAAACCAAUGAGAGUAGCCUUUAGUCGUCAAACUAAUAUAGCAAUCGAAAUUAUCAAUGAAAAUCGCAAACUUAUAGGUAAGAAUUCUGGGCACAUCCGAGCAUUGGGUCGCUCGCGCGUAUGAGCGCGGCUGCUGCUCGCUCGGCGACAUUCACCUUUCCGCGCGCCCCGCCACUGUCCCCGCCCCGCCCCUCGCGCUAGCACCGCGCAGCGCGUAGUAACGGCCCGCGCUCACUCGCUAGCAUCGCAGCGCGUGGUAUAUAAUAAUUAAUUUACAACCUUACGCACUCGUAAUAAGUACGAAUACGCACGUAGGUACGUUUUUCGCAUUAAAUAAUUUAAUUUACACGUGUUUUCAUGACGGGAAUACCCAUUUUUUGCUCGAUUUGGCAGGGGCAAUACCAUGCGCCUAUAUUUAUAUGGGACUAGCUUAAACCCGCGGCUUCGCACGCAAUAAUAAUAACUGCCGUAAAACAUAAAUAAAACAUCGUUACGAAUAAAGCCAAUAUUGAAAAAUUUUACUGAAGACUUGGCUGUAUGGGCUUAAUUUUCUUUGCGGUCUUUUCUAGAUUUUUUAGUUUUUCCUUGAUUCAUACACCAAACACUACUUAUAUUCCAAAUUUGAAGCUUCUAGGUCUGCUAGAAGUGCCUUAGAAUUUUGAUGAUCGGUGAGUCAGUGAGUGACAAAAUUAAGAAAUUUGACCCGUUAUAAUUCUUAAAAUACUGGUUCAAAUUGAAUGAAAUUUGAAAUGUGCCGUGUCUUUACAAUGCCUGCAUGGUUACUGAAAAUUUCAGUCUUCUAGUUUUAUCCACAACGAAGUUACAGGGGGUCGAAAAUGGUCUGAAUUGCUUCGAGAAAAGGAUGGUACGGCCGUGCUUUUUUGCUCGACUUGGUGGGGGCACUGCCGUGCCCCCAGAUAAGCGCGGUGAGGUGAGUCCACCCUGCCGCACCCCGCACUCCAACCUGUACACGUCCGAGUGCACGCCCGUCCAUCUCACCUGGUUGGUUUGAUGUCCGUACCAAUACCGACACAGGUUAAUCACCUCCCUCGGAAUUAUGCUAUUAUUUGACACU
Molecule: messenger RNA, 4212 nt
Organism: Cydia pomonella (codling moth)
Lineage: Eukaryota; Metazoa; Arthropoda; Insecta; Lepidoptera; Tortricidae
Exons: 1
Coding region: 1290-2294 (334 amino acids)
Source: RefSeq, a predicted model, not a curated record